CUGAUAAAUGCACGGCCAAUGUAUCAAUUCUGAUGCUCAUCGAAUUCGUUGAAAACCCACCCCAUCGAUAACCAUGCGCUCCCCCGCCAAUCCAGUCAUCUUUACCACCAUCUCCUCCAUCAGCCCGCCUCCACCUCCUAGCUCUCAAACUGAUUCCCACUAUUUUUGACAACUAAUCUAUCCACCUACCUUGCUCCUGCCUCCUCCCGCACCAUUAUAAAGGGUCCCAGCCGGACAUGCUUGGACUACCCGCCUCCGUCGACUUGGAUGAAUGCAUCGAAAGGCUCUAUAAGAAAGAGCUCUUGGCGGAAUCCGUCAUCGAGGCGAUAUGCAAUAAACUCAAGGAGCAACUCAUGAGCGAGUCCAACGUUGUACAGAUCAUGGCCCCCGUAACCGUUGUCGGAGACAUUCACGGACAGUUCUUCGACAUGCUAGAGAUCUUCAAAAUUGCCGGCUACUGCCCGGACACAAACUACCUGUUUCUUGGCGAUUACGUGGAUCGUGGCUUAUUCUCCGUAGAGACCAUCUCGUUACUGGUGUGUCUGAAGCUUCGGUGGCCCUCGAGGGUUUACCUGAUCAGGGGUAAUCAUGAGAGUAGGGGGGUUACGCAGAGCUACGGGUUUUAUACAGAGUGCUCGAGAAAGUACGAGAGUCCGAAUGUUUGGCGUCACUUUACGGACAUGUUCGAUUUCCUCACCUUGAGUGUCGUGAUUAAUAAUGAUAUAUUCUGCGUUCAUGGAGGACUCUCCCCCUCGAUCCAUUCAAUCGAUCAGAUCAAGGUCAUUGACCGCUUCCGAGAGAUCCCCCACGAAGGCCCCAUGGCAGAUCUAGUCUGGUCUGACCCAGAUCCUGAUCGCGACGAGUUCUCGUUAUCACCCAGAGGUGCAGGAUACACUUUUGGUGCCCAAGUCGUCAAGAAGUUCCUCGAAGUGAACAAUCAAUCCCACAUACUCCGAGCUCAUCAGCUAUGUCAGGAGGGGUAUCAACUCCUAUUUGAUGGCCUAUUAUCUACUGUAUGGAGUGCACCAAAUUAUUGUUACCGGUGCGGUAACUUGGCCAGCGUCCUCGAAGUGGAUUACCACGGACCACGCUAUUAUAAUGUUUUCGAGGCCGCACCGGAGAAUAGCGAGCAUAGAGACGCUGCUGCGCAACAGCAGGAUACGGGAGCGGUUGUGGAGUACUUUCUAUGACUUCCUCCAAGGUCAUGGGCGGUUUUGAUACCCAGGGCCUGGGGGUGGGAAAAUCUGGCCCUUUUUUCUUCUCCCUUUUU
Molecule: messenger RNA, 1270 nt
Organism: Tuber melanosporum (Perigord truffle)
Lineage: Eukaryota; Fungi; Ascomycota; Pezizomycetes; Pezizales; Tuberaceae
Exons: 3
Coding region: 354-1190 (278 amino acids)
Biological process (GO): peptidyl-serine dephosphorylation
Cellular component (GO): FAR/SIP/STRIPAK complex
Molecular function (GO): protein serine/threonine phosphatase activity
Source: RefSeq, a predicted model, not a curated record